Molecule: messenger RNA, 1716 nt
Organism: Plasmopara halstedii
Lineage: Eukaryota; Oomycota; Peronosporomycetes; Peronosporales; Peronosporaceae
Exons: 1
Coding region: 1-1716 (571 amino acids)
Source: RefSeq, a predicted model, not a curated record
AUGGAGAUAACGCCAUCAAGGCAAUCAGAUACAAUUCAGUCUCAUGACUUCUCCGACUCAGACUUGUUAAAAACAGUAUCAAGUGAUAGUAUCGACGAUUCGGAUGACUUGGAUGAUGACAAGUCAUCAUUAUCAUACUCAAACGCACUUGCAACAGUUACUGUUCCAGAUAAUAUUACAAUUGGCUCGACUGCAAACACCACGGACAAACUCGUGUCAACGUAUCGCAAUUGGGUCGGUCCUACUAUUGGAAAACCUUCGGACCCUGCAUUCGAUAAGACUUGUUGGCGAAAAGCUUACAUCAUGGAUGAAUGUCCAUACGGCUUUGACUAUAAUAUGAAAAUGUGUUGGGCCCAGUGUCCCAUGGCAUUUCCUGUAAAAUGUGGUGUCGAGUGUCUUCGACAAAAUGAUAAUUGUGCAGCUGCUAUCUAUGCAAAGUUUGUGAGCGUGGCCAAUGCCUUUUUUUCCGUGCAAAUUAUGGGCGUCUUUGGGACGUUUUCAAAGCUUUCACAGACCGUUCGCGUCGGAAUCAAAUGCGCUCGAGCCAUGUUUGGUACCAUGCGUGCGAUUGUCAACUAUGUUCGAGCUUUAAAAGUAUCAAAUCCAAAAACAACCAAGGAUCAAAUCCUUUUGGCGUUGUACCAGACGAGCUACAUUACAAUUGACCUUCCUGUUAGUAUUGUUAUGUGUAUGGGUAGAUCGUACAAUUGGCAAGUUCUUGAUCCUGUUAGUGUGGCCAUGGGUACAAUUCAAGUGAUUUUAGGAGAGGUCCUGGCUCGCCAAGAUAGUAUUCUCAAGAGUUGGGGAAAGUUUAAAGCUUUUCUUACGAGAUCAAACUUUACUUACGCUGUGAACGAUCUUAAUGACACGGAUAUCUCGUCGUUAAAAAAGGGUAUGGAAUCUAAUUCGACGUGUGGCUACGAACUCCAACGACUUACUGAUCGCACAUGGAGAACAAUUGCUGAGAUGAAAGAAGCAAACCCAACUAUCACCCAGGAUAGUUUACGUGUCCAAGUGUACAAGUCUGACCUCAUGCUACACGACAUUCCUACUGCGACGAAUAAUUGCAUGGAACAAAUGAUCUCUGAGUCAGAUGAAGCCACGGCAUACAAAACGCGUGACAUGCUUCGCAAGACCUAUGGCGUCAUGAUUGAUGACUUAAUUGACCAUGGCAAAAGUGACAACGGUACAUCCUUGACAGCUAAGCAGUACACUCGAGUCGUGGCCGACAAAGUACUUAUGGCGAUUGCGACACUAUUUUACGUUGAUUUGACACGUAUUUCUGGUAUGCUGUCGGAAUACAUUCAGACAAUCUGUGGUCCCACGCAACUUGUUGGUGAGAUCGAUGAUGGUACUCAUCCCAAUACGCUCGGACUUCGAAUUGUCGGAGACGCCUUUGAGGGAAGCAGCAUCUCCUGGAAGCGAAGAGGUGAUGGCAAUGUCGUGAUUACAUUCGUUAGUACAGACAUUAAAAACGUGACUGUCAACAUCAUUUCGGGUGGCGACAAGUUUGAUGAAAAGAAUGUUCCAGCUGGUCAAACCGUGACGUGGGAAUCAACCGUAAAUGAAUUGGGAGGACAGACGCUGUACCUCGAUCGAUGGCGUGCGGGAAUUCUUGAUAUUCCCGGUACUGGCGGUGGAUCGCUCAAACUUUGGGUACCUCGAGCCAAAGAAGGUGGCCAUUUGGAUAUCACUGCAAUACUUAAUGCAAGUUAA